Vespula pensylvanica (western yellowjacket) is the source of this 2022-nucleotide messenger RNA. Its product is annotated as leucine-rich melanocyte differentiation-associated protein-like. Bases 212 to 967 code for a protein of 251 amino acids. Gene Ontology annotation, biological process: melanocyte differentiation. The record is from RefSeq and is a predicted model, not a curated record. The transcript is spliced from 4 exons. Gene Ontology annotation, molecular function: protein binding. Lineage: Eukaryota; Metazoa; Arthropoda; Insecta; Hymenoptera; Vespidae.
GAUUGACAUUUUAAUAGAAACCGGUUUAAAAGAAAAGAUAUGAUCGACGCUUUUGAAACGGACUUAUCUUUACGGUGUUGUUAUUAUUGUCGUCGUCGUCGUCGCCGUCGUCGUCGCCAUUAUCGUUGUGCGUGCAUGCGUACGUACUUCUAGAAAUAAAAUAAUCUCUCGUGCUUGAGUUAUUCCACGAGCACGACGAACGAAGUGUAAGAUGGCGUCAGAAAGACAGCAGCAAGAUUUUAAUAGGAGUGCAUUGACGAUCGACGGUGAGCGGGCUUGCUACACCGGACAACGAGCCGAAAGAAUCCCUGGUGGUUUGGUCCGUGUAGUUGGCUAUGAUUGCUUAAGUUUGGAUCUUUCUUACAACGAAUUAACCUCGGUCAUGGCAUUAAAGGAUUUCUCUAGAUUGGAAGAAUUAAUAUUGGACAAUAAUCGGCUACGCGAUCUAAAUACAUUACCUUCUAUGCCAUCUCUGACCACUUUGAGCCUGAAUAACAAUAAGAUAACGGAUAUGGACGAUGCAUUAGAAAGGAUACGUGAAUGUUGUCCGAAUAUCGGUUACGUGAGUCUUUUAGGAAAUCCAGGAUGUCCCGAUCAGCUUACAAAUCCAAAUUCGACCGACGAGAAUGAUUACGAACGUUACAGGUUAUAUGCGAUUUAUACAUUACCAUCUACUUUGCGUUUUCUUGAUUCACGCGUAAUCACUUGGAAAGAAAGGGACGAUGGAAAAAAUCGUGGAAGAUAUUUGAGAACGGUUAAAGUGUUCUCGAACAAAACGAAUAAUAAUUUAAUAAGCGUACCACUUCCUGAUGAAUUUGACGACGCUUAUUUCAAUAUAAGAUAUACGCCAUUGCCAAUAACGAAUCGUACGCCUCAAGAUCACAGAGGUGCAUUUGGAAAAUGCAAGUAUCGUUAUUCUGGCAAAAAUUCCGAAGGCAACAGAUUCAUCUUCAACAAGGAUCUAUAAAAUCGAGAAUGAAAUUAUGGUAAAGUUAAGAAUGAUCUCUUCUAAUCACUUUUUAGUAAUUUAUUCGAUGAUAAUAUUAAUUCAUAUGAUUUCAUUGAACACUCUUUUGUUAAUUUUUUUAAACUUAUAUUAAAUGUCGAUUGAUCUAAAUAUAAAGACAUAGAUGGAAUGAGCGAAUAGAAGGAGGAAAAGAAAGAGAGAGAAGAGAGAAAAGAAAUAUAAUCGAUCGAUUUAUCGCAAAAACUUCCAUCUUUUUUUAAUAAUAUUGGUCCUUAAUGUACACAAUGUACUCAAUUACAACGACAUUAUUAUAUACGCAACAAAUUCAAUUUAUCGGACGAUUCGUAUAUCGAGAAAGACAAAAAAGUGUCAUGCAUAUUGUUUUAUUAAUUAUUAAUUAUUGUUGUUAUAUUUUUCUUGUUUCUUGCCGCCGCUGUUACUGCUGCUGUUGUUGUUUUAUAUCCAUUUUUUUUCUUUUAUUUUAUUUUAUUUUUUUUUGUAAUACAUAUUUUAAUUCAAUAUUUGACACGCACACGCCAAUCUACUCUAUUUUAUCCCAUGCGCACCAUACGAAUCUCUAUAUGAAAUAUAUACUAUAUAUAUGUAUGUAUGUUUAUAUAUAUAUAUAUAUAUAUAUAUAUAUAUAUAUAAUAUGUAUAUGGUAAAGGCAGUUUAUAGUUUAUAAUCGAUAACCCUGUUCUUUAAAAAAUUACACUACACGACAGAAACUAUUCGCGCCUUAAUGCGAAUUGGUAUCUCAUAUUUUUAUUACUAAUACGUAAUAUUUAUCGAAGAUACCCUCUUCUACAAUCAUUUUAAGUACGAAUACAUCGACUCAGCCUUUCGAUUUGUUCCAGUAAUCAAAGAUAUGAAAGAAAAGAAAAUAAUAAAAUAAUAAUAAUAAUAAUAAUAAUAAUAAUUAUUAUAAUUAUAAUUAUAAUAAUGAACGUUAUUUUGCAAAAUGUUUGUCUUCGAUGUAGAAGUAUAACAAUGUUCGAAUAAAUUCUUGCCAAUGACAGAGAAAAAGACAAACGUAGAAAGAGAGAGAGAGAGAG